AUGGCACUUUGGCGCGAUAUCUUAAAGGCCGACACAGGACGUGCUCGACGUCAUCUACAACUAGAGCGUCGCCGAUUACUUCCUGCUUACGAUUCGGAUCCGUUUUCUACCACUGGUCCAGCCAAGGAAGUAACUAAGGUGGCUCUUAGACUCAAGUACCAGAUUGAACAAGUCAUUCCCUGCGAGAUUGAAGAAAACAUCAUCACUAGUCCCACUAGUCGCGUCAUUACAGGCAACGUUGUUCAAACUGCCAAAGAGGCCGGCGGCGAAGACCUUCGUGGCUGUGUUGUAUUUUGCUUGCUUGUAUGCUUACGUUGGUUCAAAAUUCAAGCUAUAGAGGAGCUUUGGGACUCUGAUCUCCACGCGGGUCGAGCCCUCGCAUGUGAGGUUAUAGCCAAGCGCAUAAUUGAAACCGAAGAGGACCAAGAUUUUCUACUACUCCAUACCCUUCUCAAGCGGUAUUCGAUCUUCAUCGACGGAGAGGAGACUGUACCGGCUAACGUCAUCGAGCGUGCUGUAGACCUUCACGCUUUGAGGGUCAUCGGAUCUUCUGGGUAUCAGAAGUGCAUCAAAUACCUCUGGAACGGCUGGUUUUGCCAACAGGAUGGCAACCCAACCAACUUCGUUCCCUACCAUGAAAAGGAUAAUACGAACUUUGCAGUACAUUUCCACCCCGAUAGGAUGAGGACACCUCUGUAUCAGAACACAUGCCAGAUUGCUGUCUCUCUAGUGUACCUUGCACUUUACACUCAAGUCAUCAAUACUGUCAAUAGAACCGGAGAUCUCGAUGUCGGGGAAGGCAUCCUCUAUGUGAUGACUCUUGCAUUCAUUUGCGACGAGUUAACCAAAGUAUGGAAAAUCGGACGGCAUUACUUUGAUUUCUGGAAUGCCUUCAAUUCCACGCUAUACGCCAUUCUUGCUGUUUCCUUCUUCGUUCGUGUCGCUGCUCUGACACACUCACCUUCGGCUGAUGAUCAGAAGAGACAAAUGCUCAAUGAACUAAGCUAUAACUUUUUAGCAUUUGCGGGGCCGAUGUUCUGGAUGCGUAUGAUGCUAUAUCUGGACUCAUUCCGGUUCUUCGGAGCCAUGUUUGUCGUUCUGAGGGUCAUGAUGAAGGAGAGCUUGAUAUUUUUUGCUCUCCUCUUCGUUGUCCUAGCCGGCUUCUUCCAGGGCUUUUAUGGCAUGGCUCAGGUCGAAUCCGAUAUCCCUGUUGUAAGAAAUAUUGUGCAGGGCAUGGCAAACAGUGUAAUGCAAAGCCCAGAGUUUGGCACCUUCGAGGAUUUCGCGUACCCGUUCGGCAUUAUCCUUUACUAUUUAUUCAAUUUUAUCAUCAUGACAGGUUCGGUCCAGUUCUCUACUCUGCAAUUCAUGGCUUUACUGACGCCAGGAAUAUAUGGCUGUCUUCGCGCAGAAAACGAUGUCCUACGUCCGGGCGCCGGACGAGAAUGUCUUCAUCCCUCCACUAUAGCGUUCAACCUGAUCGAGAUCACACUCCUAAUCGCGCCCUUCGAAUGGUGGCUCCCACGCAAACUCUACGCAAAGCUCAAUGAUGUUAUCAUGGGUAUCAUCUACUCACCAAUUCUUCUCGUGACAGCGUCCCUUGAAGUUCGCGAAGCCCGUCGGAUAAGAUGGAAUCGUCGUCGUGGAGAGGAAGAUGACGAUGACGUGCAGGAAUGGGAGCAUGCCGCCGAGGAAGUAGAUUUUGCAAUCGACGAUAGCUGGAAGCAGACUGUCCAGGACACGACACCCAAUGUGACCAUGGACAGUUGCACUUUGGAGGUCGUUCAGCUGAAAGAACAGAUACGUGAAUUAACGGAGAUGGUGAGACUAUUGACUGAAGACAAGGCAACCAAGGGAACACUGUACGGCGGGUCCAGCUCGACCAUACUUGAGCGCGAAUAG
This is a messenger RNA of Aspergillus oryzae RIB40, 1902 nucleotides long. It is a transcript of the gene yvc1, whose product is annotated as putative potassium ion channel Yvc1. Bases 1 to 1902 code for a protein of 633 amino acids. The record is from RefSeq and is a predicted model, not a curated record. Lineage: Eukaryota; Fungi; Ascomycota; Eurotiomycetes; Eurotiales; Aspergillaceae. The transcript is spliced from 5 exons.